This is a messenger RNA of Puma concolor (puma), 1461 nucleotides long. NCBI's taxonomy places the organism in Eukaryota, Metazoa, Chordata, Mammalia, Carnivora, Felidae. The record is from RefSeq and is a predicted model, not a curated record.
AUGGCUGCGAUCACGGCGGUGAACUCCAAGGCAGAGGUGGUGCGGGCCCGGUCGGCCUGGGCCGUCAACAUAUGCGCCGCCCGAGGGCUGCAAGAUGUGCUACGUACCAACUUGGGGCCCAAGGGCACCAUGAAAAUGCUUAUUUCUGGUGCAGGUGACAUCAAACUCACCAAAGAUGGCAACGUACUGCUCCAUGAGAUGGGCCUGCACCCUAGAAUAAUAGCUGAAGGAUUUGAAGCUGCGAAGAUAAAAGCACUUGAAGUUCUGGAAAAGGUUAAAAUUAACAAAGAGAUGAAAAGAGAAGUCCUCUUAGAUGUGGCUAGAACAUCUCUACAAACUAAAGUUCCUGCUGAAUUGGCUGAUGUGUUAACAGAGGCUGUGGUGGAUUCUGUUUUGGCUAUUAGAAGACCGGGUUAUCCUAUUGAUCUCUUCAUGAUAGAAAUCAUGGAGAUGAAGCAUAAAUCAGAAACAGAUACAAAGUUGAUCAGAGGAUUAGUUCUGGAUCAUGGUGCCCGUCAUCCAGAUAUGAAGAAACGAGUAGAAGAUGCGUUUAUCCUUUCUUGCAAUGUAUCACUAGAAUAUGAAAAAACAGAGGUGAGCUCUGGUUUCUUUUAUAAGUCUGCUGAAGAGAAAGAGAAACUGGUAAAAGCUGAAAGAAAAUUUAUUGAAGAUCGAGUACAAAAAAUAAUAGACCUGAAAGACAAAGUCUGUGCUCAGUCCAGUAAAGGAUUUGUUGUCAUUAAUCAAAAGGGAAUUGAUCCAUUUUCCUUAGAUGCUCUUGCAAAACAUGGCAUAGUAGCUCUUCGCAGGGCAAAAAGAAGAAAUAUGGAAAGACUCUCUCUUGCUUGUGGUGGAAUGGCUGUGAAUUCUCUUGAAGACCUCAGUAUACAUUGUUUGGGACAUGCUGGUCUUGUACAUGAGUGUACAUUAGGUGAAGAAAAGUUCACUUUUAUCGAGGCCUGUGUUAACCCUCGUUCUGUCACCUUGUUGGUUAAAGGACCAAAUAAGCAUACUCUCACACAAAUAAAGGAUGCUCUAAGGGAUGGACUUCGUGCCAUCAAAAAUGCCAUUGAAGAUGGUUGUGUGGUUCCAGGAGCAGGUGCAGUUGAAGUGGCAAUAGCUGAAGCUCUUGUUAAUUACAAGCAUAGUGUAAAAGGAAGAGCUCGUCUUGGAGUACAAGCUUUUGCUAAUGCCUUACUCAUUAUUCCUAAGGUUCUUGCUCAGAAUUCUGGUUAUGACCUGCAGGAAACUCUAGUAAAAGUUCAGGCUGAACAUUCAGAAUCAAAACAACCUGUUGGCAUAGACUUGAAUACAGGUGAGCCAAUGUUAGCAGCUGAUGCAGGAGUUUGGGAUAACUAUUGUGUGAAAAAACAACUUCUUCACUCUUGCACAGUGAUUGCCACCAACAUUCUCCUGGUUGAUGAAAUUAUGCGAGCUGGUAUGUCUUCUCUUAAAGGGUGA